AUGGACGUCGUGAACGGAGGCGUCGCGCACUUGGCGCCGGCACCAGCGUCAUCAACGAACAGCGAUCGACCGGAUCCAGGCGGUUACAAGCUGAAGUUCUGCACCGUUUGCGCCAGCAACCAGAACAGAUCUAUGGAAGCCCAUCUGCAGCUCUCCAAGGCACAGUACCCGGUGAUCUCGUUUGGCACGGGUUCUCUGGUCAGACUUCCUGGCCCAACCAUCAACCAGCCCAACGUCUACCAGUUCAACAAGACAUCAUAUGACAGCAUGUUCAAAGAGCUACAGUCGAAAGACGAGGACCUCUACACACGCAACGGUCUGCUCAACAUGUUGAAUAGAAACAGGGCGGUCAAGUGGGGCCCUGAGCGUUGGCAGGAUUGGCAGAUUGGCAUCCCACGACUGAAUCAUGUCACCGACCGGGGUAGUGAUGGCAUUGAGGGAGGUGUAGCAGACAUCGUCUUGACAUGCGAAGAGCGCUGCUGGGAUGCAGUCAUUGACGAUCUACACAAUCGAGGGGCCCCUUUAAACCGGCCUGUACAUGUCAUCAAUAUAGAUAUCAAAGACAAUCAUGAGGAGGCGUCCAUUGGAGGAAAGGGCAUUUUAGAUCUGGCAGACUCCUUGAAUAAGGCCGCCAAAGAGGAAAGAGAAGCCGUGGGCACCAUCACAUUCGAUAUGGCUACGGCAGCUGGCCGGGCUUCGUUUGAUGAGAGAGUACCGGAGAUUAUUGGCGAGUGGCAGGAGAGAUGGCCUAAUCUACCCGCGACAUGGACAUUGGCCUGGUUCUAA
This is a messenger RNA of Truncatella angustata, 786 nucleotides long. Its product is annotated as Ssu72-like protein. Bases 1 to 786 code for a protein of 261 amino acids. The transcript has 2 exons. Gene Ontology annotation, cellular component: nucleus; mRNA cleavage and polyadenylation specificity factor complex. Gene Ontology annotation, molecular function: RNA polymerase II CTD heptapeptide repeat phosphatase activity. Gene Ontology annotation, biological process: termination of RNA polymerase II transcription. NCBI's taxonomy places the organism in Eukaryota, Fungi, Ascomycota, Sordariomycetes, Amphisphaeriales, Sporocadaceae. The record is from RefSeq and is a predicted model, not a curated record.